Pan troglodytes (chimpanzee) is the source of this 2407-nucleotide messenger RNA. RefSeq names its product RELT like 2 (gene RELL2). The coding region runs from base 1230 to 2141 and encodes 303 amino acids. Gene Ontology annotation, biological process: positive regulation of p38MAPK cascade; positive regulation of cell-substrate adhesion. The transcript has 7 exons. The record is from RefSeq and is a predicted model, not a curated record. Lineage: Eukaryota; Metazoa; Chordata; Mammalia; Primates; Hominidae.
GAGCGUCCCGGGUUGGGCAGGGAAGUGGCAGCAUCGCUCCUAGGAUGCGAGGGCCAUUUGUCUCCGGCCGGGGGUCAGAUCCUCGGGAAGCCGAGCCAUCCCAUCCAGCCGCUUGCCCCAAACCGGGCGCAGGCCGUGGUCACUUCUCUAGGAAGCUCCGAAGAUCCCGCCACUCCGUCCCUCAAAGGUGCGGAAAGCCGGCUUCCCCCAGCCCUCGGAGAAGAUUCCUUACUCUCCGCUCGGUCGGGGCAUCUGAGGGCAGGAGCUGCGCCAGGCGUACCGGAUAGACCAGUGGACAACACCCACGCCGGACCGCCUGUCCCCUACCCGGACCCAGACUCGGCGCCGCACAUUGCCCCGGGGGGGCCCGGCGCAGUCACGCGCGCGCAGAGCUCACGCUCUCCGCCCCGCACACCUGCGCUCCGCCCCCUGGUCCUGGGCCCGCGACGGGUGAAGGCAUUUGGGAAGCCAGGGCGGCUGCGGAGGCGAUCUCCCUGACCCAGGGCCGGAGUUGCCCGGAGCCUGCCGCCGCUCUCAGCCAGCCCGCAUCCUUCUCUGUCCUUCCCUCCCCCCGCCUGCCACGGCGCGGGUAUCCGCAGCCACAGCCCGGGGCCGGUGAGGCGGCGAAGGGGGAGGGGAGGAAUCAAGGGAUGAGCGCCGGAAGGGCGUCGGGGGCCCUGAGCCGCACUAGGACGCCCCUGGAGCCGGAACCCCAGCAGAAGCCGGAACCAGAACCAAAUCACCGGUACCGGGUGGGCCAGGUGGUCAGGGUGGGAGAAACCAAAAAGGGAGAGGGGUGCGGGAGUACUGAGAGGAAGGGGCUGCAGAGGCCUGGCUCAGGCCGGCGUGGAGGAGGUGCGGGCGCUGACUCAGGCAGGAUUUCUGCUCCCGCCGCCUAAGAAUGCCGUCCCAUCUCGUGCUGCAGUGUCCUUGGGAGGGACAGAAGCGCGAACAAGCUGGAAAGGGGAACGCUCGGGGCGUCGGGGAAGCGGGACCAGGGUCGUGGUAGAGAGCUUGCGUUGCCGCUGACCUCUUGCCGAAAGGCGAAACAGCACUCCUGGCCCGGACAGCUCCCUGGUUGGGUAGGGGGUGGGGCCGGACCUCAGCCGGACGUCUUAGACGUGCUUGUUUCAGAUCCUGAGGACGGCAUUCCUACCCCUCCCCCAUUCCCAGCUGCAGCCCCCUAAACCCAGGAGGCGCCCUGGCCCGCGCUCGCCCCCCAGGGCCUCAUGUCGGAACCACAGCCUGACCUGGAACCGCCCCAACAUGGGCUAUAUAUGCUCUUCCUGCUUGUGCUGGUCUUCUUCCUCAUGGGCCUGGUAGGCUUCAUGAUCUGCCACGUGCUCAAGAAGAAGGGCUACCGCUGCCGCACGUCGAGGGGCUCUGAGCCUGACGAUGCCCAGCUUCAGCCCCCUGAGGACGAUGACAUGAAUGAGGACACAGUAGAGAGGAUUGUUCGCUGCAUCAUCCAGAAUGAAGCCAAUGCUGAGGCCUUGAAGGAGAUGCUGGGGGACAGUGAAGGAGAAGGGACAGUGCAGCUGUCCAGUGUGGAUGCCACCUCCAGCCUGCAGGACGGAGCCCCCUCCCAUCAUCACACAGUGCACCUGGGCUCUGCAGCCCCUUGCAUCCAUUGCAGCCGCAGCAAGAGGCCUCCACUUGUCCGUCAGGGACGCUCCAAGGAAGGAAAAAGCCGCCCCCGGACAGGGGAGACCACUGUGUUCUCUGUGGGCAGGUUCCGGGUGACACACAUUGAGAAGCGCUAUGGACUGCACGAACACCGUGAUGGCUCCCCCAUGGACAGGAGCUGGGGCUCUGGUGGGGGACAGGACCCAGGGGGUGGUCAGGGGUCUGGGGGAGGGCAGCCCAAGGCAGGGAUGCCUGCCAUGGAGAGGCUGCCCCCUGAGAGGCCACAGCCCCAGGUCCUAGCCAGCCCCCCAGUACAGAAUGGAGGACUCAGGGACAGCAGCCUAGCCCCUCGUGCACUUGAAGGGAACCCCAGAGCUUCUGCAGAGCCAACACUGAGGGCCGGAGGGAGGGGCCCAAGCCCAGGGCUGCCCACUCAAGAGGCAAAUGGGCAGCCAAGCAAACCAGACACUUCUGAUCACCAGGUGUCUCUACCACAGGGAGCAGGUAGUAUGUGAGCCCUGCAGACAAAACAGGACUGGUUGGAAUAACCCCUCUACAUACAAUCUCCUCCAAGGCAAGGGUCCUUACCGGCCUGAGUCGAGGUGCCAUCAUGUCCAGGAACCCGGGGAAGUCCAGGGCUUUGUCUGGAAAUAAGAACCACAAGUCAGUCUUCAGACUUUGUUUUGUUCAAUGCUGUAUCUCCAGCACUUAGGACAGUGGCAUUCUAUAAAUAUUUGUUAAAUUAAUGGUCACCAUCCUAGACCAUAAAAUCCAUCACUCU